AUGCAGCGCAGCUGCAGCAGCAGCAGCAGCAGACACAGCAGCAGCAGCAGCAGCAGCAGCAGCAGCAGCAGCAGGUACACAGAAGCAGCAACGGCGGAUGAAACAACUUUCUCCAAACUGAGGUUUUCGCUGCCUAGCUUGCCAGAGGGACAAGCGGAGCAGCUGCAGCAGCUGCAGCACACGCAGUAUACGCAGCAGCAGCAGCAGCACAUGCAGCAGCAGCAGCAGCACAUGCAGCACAAGCAGCGACUGUGCAUGCCCCACAGACUGCAGCAGCAGCAGCAGCUCGAGCAAAGCAUUGCUAUCUUUGCUGCGCCCAGCAGCAGCGGGCCUUUGAGCUCCCGCAUAGUAACCUCCCUUGAGCUCCACAGCGCUGACAACAACAGCAGCAGCAGCAGCAGCAGCAGCAGCGACAGCAGCAGCAACAACGGUCAGUCAAGAAAGCAUCAAGCACUGGUUUAUCCAUCAGGCCAAAACCCUCGUCGCCAAAGGUGCAGUCGGGAUUGA
Molecule: messenger RNA, 507 nt
Organism: Eimeria tenella
Lineage: Eukaryota; Apicomplexa; Conoidasida; Eucoccidiorida; Eimeriidae
Exons: 3
Coding region: 1-507 (168 amino acids)
Source: RefSeq, a predicted model, not a curated record